Musca vetustissima is the source of this 3744-nucleotide messenger RNA. RefSeq lists its product as uncharacterized. Lineage: Eukaryota; Metazoa; Arthropoda; Insecta; Diptera; Muscidae. The record is from RefSeq and is a predicted model, not a curated record. The transcript has 9 exons. Bases 1 to 3744 code for a protein of 1247 amino acids.
AUGGGUUUACGCAAUUCAAAACAUGAUCCCAAGAGUUAUGAUAUAGCUCCUGUUGUAUCGGAUAAAGAUUUCAGUUACAAGAAAACACCCCGGCCAUUGCCAGAAAUUAAAUUACCCUCACUAACAGUUACACCUGAAACUCCCAGUGAAGAGGAACCACAAAGUGUCACUACAAAUAAUGAAGAGGUAACUCAGGAAGAGCCAACUGCAACCAAGGAACAGCUACAAGUACCUGUCGUAACCUCUGCUGUAGACAAUGAAGAGACAAAAACUGAAGAAGUUCCCAAUCCCCACAUUCCCGCUUGGGUGAACCAGACAAAUAUCCAACCUUUGCUAAUGAAACAAUAUCCCAAUUUCAAUGAAAUUGUUUCGUUCAAAGCACAACCCGCCUUAGCUGCUGGUGAAAAUUAUGCCACACUUAUGUUGCGCGUCUAUGUCACGAUCAGCCUUUUGGAUGGCACCACCAAAGAUUUAUCGUACAUGUUAAAGGUCGCCCACGACAACAAGGAUAUGCAACAAAUGUUGCAACAUAUGAACUUCUUCCAAGUUGAAAAUGCCACCUACAAUGACGCCAUACCCGAAAUGGAAGAAAUGUAUCGUAAGGCUGGUGUUGAUGUUUCCUUUGGCCCACAGGCCUAUCGCAUGGCUGAAGAGGCUCCCGCCGAUUUUUAUGUUCUAUUGCAAGAUUUGGGACCUCUACACUAUAAGAAUGCCAAUCGUUUGGAAUGUUUAGAUACAGAACAUACAGAGGCGGUUCUACGCAAAAUGGCUCUAUUCCAUGCGGCAUCAGCUGUUCGUGUGUUCCGGAAGGGAGAAUUUCGGGAGGAGUUUAAGCGUGAUUUGGAUUCGCCAAUUAGUCGCGGAUUUAUACAACAAAUGUUCGGUUCAUUCAAGAAACCAUUUUUGGAUUGCAUCAAACUUUACGAGAAUGGUGAACAAUAUUAUGAUGCGAUGGAAUUUUUCUUCGAUAACUGUGUUGAAGAAUUCGUACAAAUGCGUAAAGUAAAUCCCGACUUCUUCAAUUGUCUCAAUCACGGCGAUUCGUGGUCCAAUAACAUCCUCUUCAAAUACGAUGACCAAGGCAAACUGGUGGAUUGUCUAUAUGUUGAUUUCCAAAAUACCAAUUACGGCUCUCCAGCUCAAGAUUUCCUAUAUUUUAUGAUCUCUUCAACACAAGCUGAUAUUAAAGUGGAUAAAUUUGAAUAUUUUGUACAAUACUAUCAUCAGCAUUUGGUGGAAAAUUUAAAUUUAUUAGCCUAUCCUAAAGAGAAAAUUCCCAGCUUGAGAGAAUUUAAUAAACAGAUAAUUACCUAUGGUUCGUGGGCCACGGUGACUGCCUUCUUGACCAUGGGAAUUGUGUUGUUGGACCCAAGCGAUGAUGCUAAAUUCGAAAAUCUCAUGGGCGACGAAAAAGAGAGUGUGGACUUUAAGAAGCUGGCGUACUCGAAUCCACGUUAUAUAACACAUAUUAAUAAGGUGUUGCCAUGGCUAGCUCAUCAUGGUUAUUUGGUGCCAAAAUUUGUUACCAAAGAAGUUGUUGAAACUGUAACUGCCUCUGUACCUGAACCAGAACCUAAGCAAGAUCCCUCCACCACCCACCCCGAAUGGUUAAACGAAAAAUAUUUCGAAGAUAUUCUUCGUGGCGAAUUUGAAAAUUAUCAACAAAUUGUAAAAUUCAAAGUCAGCCCAGCAACAAAUACCGGAGAUAACUAUUCAUCGAUAAUGUUAAAGACUGAUAUCGAUAUCGAGCUAAAAGACAACACCCAACAUGUCGUUUCGUAUAUGGUAAAAAUCCCUCCAAAAGGCGAUGAAGCAGUGGCCAUGCUCAAUUUCUUGGGAACAUUUAAAAAGGAGAUAAUUGCUUAUAAUGAUAUUAUUCCAAAACUGGAAACUAUUUUCAAAGAAAAGGCCAACGCUGAUGUGGUCUUUGGGCCAAAAAGUUAUAAACCCGUCGUGGACAAUGGUGUCCAGACAUUGAUAUUGGAGAAUUUACGUACCAAAGGAUUUAAAAAUGCCGAUCGUUUACAAGGACUGGACCUGACACACACUUUAGAGGUUCUAAAGAAAAUUGCUCAAUUCCAUGCUGCCUCGGCUUGCCUGUUUGAGGCUGAAGGUCAUUAUCCGGAAAUCUUUGAACGUUCCGUCUAUCAGCCAGAAUUCAAAGAACAGCAUUUGGCUAAAUUUGGAGAUUUCUUUAAUGUAUUCUUGGAUUGCUGUAAACAGUACGAUGGACAUGAGGAAUAUAUUGAACAUUUGAAAAAUUACUGCCAUAACUCCUAUGACAGUCUUGUGAAAACAUUUACACCAGAUUUUAACAAAUUCAAUGUUUUGAAUCAUGGCGAUUGCUGGGUCAACAACAUCAUGUUCCAAUACAAUGACAAGAAUGAAAUUGCCAACACCUAUUUCGUCGAUUUCCAAUUGAUGUGCUAUGGAUCGCCAGCAUAUGAUCUCUACUAUUUCCUGCUUUCGUCAACACAAUUCGAAUUGAAACUGGAAUCUUUUGAAUAUUUCAUCAGUUUCUAUUAUGACAAUUUGAAGGCAUCAUUGGAGUUGCUGAAAUACCCCAAGGACAUUCCAACUUUGAAGGAUUUACAUGUUGAUCUCUUGGAACAUGGUCUAUUUGCUCCAUAUGCCUCAAUAGGAGUUAUGACUGCCGCUCUCUUGGAUCCCACAGAAAAUGCAAGUUUAGAGACAAUGUUGUCGAACGGCGAAGAUUCGAAUUCAUUCAAAAGAAAAAUGUAUUUGAAUUCACGUUAUCGUAAACAUGCCGAAUCCGUAUUUCCCUGGAUGGUGAGACGUGGUCUAUUGGAAUUGAUAAUUGAAACACCACAACUGAAAAUGAAACAAGUUAAAGUUCCUUCCUGGAUUGACGCAGAACAUUUUGAAGAUAUUAUAAAUUCUGAUUUUCCCGAUUUCGAAAAGAUUACCAAUAUCACUGCCAACUCAGCUACCAAAUCUGGUGAUAAUUAUGCCUCUAGCUUGCUAAGAGUAAAAGUUGAUGCCUUGCUAAAGGACGGCAGCAAUGUUACCAAAUCAUAUAUCCUCAAAUUCCCACUCGCAUCUGAAGAAGAAAAUGACAUGGUUUCCGUAUGGAAUUUCUUUAAAAAAGAAAUACUUAUGUAUACAAAAUAUUUACCAGAAUUUGAAGAAUUAUAUUCGAAAUAUAAUUGUAAAGUACAUUUUGGACCUAAGGCAUAUAAAUUCAGCAAAGAUGUUGGUACCGAUGUGAUAAUUAUGGAAGAUCUCUCUGAGAGUGGUUUUAAAUGUGGCAACCGACGUGAAGGUUUGGACAUGACUCAUACCCAAUUGGUCCUUACCAAAUUGGCUCAAUUCCAUGCUGUAUCGGCCAAAUAUGUUGAAGUGAAUGGUCCCUUCCCAGAACAACUGCACAAAGGUAUCUACACCGAAGAAAGUCGAGCAAUGUUUGAACUCAUCGAUAGGAAAAAGUUUGCUGCAUAUUUCAAUGAGUUCGAGAACAAUGAGGGGUAUUUGGAUAAAGUGCCCACUCUCUUAGAUAAUAUGAUUGAUAUAAGUAUUCGCUUAGGCCAGGUUGAUCCAACAGAAUUCAAUGUUCUGAAUCAUGGUGAUAGUUGGCUAAAUAAUAUCAUGUUUAAACACGAUGAAACCGGCCAAAUUGAGAAUACCUAUUUUGUUGAUUAUCAAGUCUGCAAAUACGACUCACCAGCCCAGGAUCUCUGGUACUUUAUAAUGUCUUCAACAGAACAAUCAAUAAAGAACAUUUGA